This is a messenger RNA of Trichoplax adhaerens, 12642 nucleotides long. RefSeq lists its product as uncharacterized. Gene Ontology annotation, biological process: microtubule-based movement. The coding region runs from base 1 to 12642 and encodes 4213 amino acids. NCBI's taxonomy places the organism in Eukaryota, Metazoa, Placozoa, Uniplacotomia, Trichoplacea, Trichoplacidae. The record is from RefSeq and is a predicted model, not a curated record. Gene Ontology annotation, cellular component: dynein complex. The transcript has 94 exons. Gene Ontology annotation, molecular function: dynein light intermediate chain binding; ATP binding; minus-end-directed microtubule motor activity.
AUGGCGAGUUCUAAGAAUUUACCUCCUGGUAAAGUUGUAAGGCAGUCAGCGUUUGCCGGUGAUAAUGCUCAGACAAACAUCAAUCAUAUGAAUAAAACCAGUGACCUCCAUGAUGAGAUUAACAUCAUGGCAAGUAAUUUUAAAAGACCUGAUUUCGUUUCACAUCUUCCACCAUUGGAUAUACCACAGCCUGCAUAUAGUACUAAACCUAAAGUAGUUCAAGAUAGCACUUGGACACAUUCAUCGCCAACUAAAGAAGAACGCCAUUUUCGCCAUGUUAGUGACUCUAUCGGAAAUAACUACAGCCCUAGAGCUAAAGUUUUAACUUCAUCGUAUGUCUACGAAGCAACUCAACCACAUAUUGCAAAUAAACGUAAGCGAACCAAGAGUUUGCCACCUAUGAAGUACUCGCAAAGUAUUUCGCUGUUGCAAUUAAAACCUUCACAUUAUAUAAGUUAUGAAGAGGCGGAUGCCACUUCUGUAUCUAACCAUGGCGCUAGUAAUGGAAAUUCGAAUUAUCGAGGUAACAACCGUGAUCAAGCAUCGCCAAAAAUGCAAUAUUUAGCAGGUACCAAUAUUGAAGAAACCUUGGCCAAUGGUAAUGAUCGUAAUAAGGCUAAACACCUAUUAGAAGGAAUUCAAGAAGAAGGAUUAUCUAAAGCCAAAGUUAGAAAUGGUAGAAAUGAAAGAAUUAAGAAUAAGAGAACUAGCUUCGCUGAUCGAAAUAUCAAGGAUAAACAAGAAAUGUCCAAUCUGAUUAUCAAUGGAAGUUUCAAUUAUGAUGAAAAGGCUGAAAUAAAUGGCAAUUCCAAACAAGACUCAGAAGUGACUGUUUUGCUCAAUACUAGUACUUCAUACGAUUUCAGCAAUCAUGUUAUUAGUAUCGAAAACAGCAAAAAUGCAUCUAAAAAUUACUCGUUAGAUAGUCAUACCGAUGCCGGUGAUUCCGCUCAUUUAGUACCCAAAUCAAUAAAUACCAAUCGUCUGGGUCGUUUUACGCCAGCCAGUAGCUUGUUUUCGAGUUCUGUAAGUUCUUUUAAUCCGUCAACGCAAUUACCAACGAGAUUAUGUUCAGCAAUGUCAGACGAGGAAGUGACCGAAGCUGAUCAACAGUUAGUUUACAAUGGGAUAAAUUAUAGCAAAGAAGAGAUAGCAUGUCUAAAUAUUGAAUUCUUACCGGCACGUUUUGUAACUGAGGGUUUAGCGCGUCCUGCAAGUCCAAUAACUGAAAUUCAGCUAGAACGUUAUCAUAAUUUAAUCUAUAAAGCCAUUCCUAAUACUGUCGUACAACCUUUGAAUCCAGAAUGGAUAGAAAAUGCGUAUCAUCUUGUACCACAACAAUUAAGAAUUAGCUACAAAGAACACGUUAAGAAAUUAACAGAGCAAAUGGAUGAAUGCUACUACCUCAGUGUUAAGAAAGCUAUAUUAGAUUAUAUUUUGCUAGAUAAACAAGAACAAAAGCGCUUAGGGAUUGCCACCAGACCCAAGCUACCCCUACCAGCUGGACGAGAAUAUUUUCCAUGGCACGAAUCCAUGUCUGAAGCAAAACAGAAUCUAGAAUCCAGUCUCUUCACUACUCAUGCGGUUACUAGAGAAUUAAUUAAUCUAUGGAUAACAAAGUACAACAAUUUCCGUCUAUUCGAUAUGGAUGACUUACGACGCAGCUUCUUCAUGACGGUAGAAAAGUUUCAUGAAUAUUUAAGCAAAUCCAGUGAGAAAGCAGUGGCUGAAUUAAAAUCAACGUGGUUACCCCAAUGUGGUACAAUUGCAGCUUCCUUUAAGGAAGAUAUUGAGAAGAGAAUGCCGAAUGAUGAGGAAGGAAGAUUAAAUAAAAUGGAUUCUUUUUUUGACUGCGUGGCUGGAUUAAUGUCUAUACAAAUUCGUAGUGCCGUCUUGCAUUCGAUCUACGAUUUAGUGGAAUUAACAGAAGAAUAUAGUAAUGGCAAUAACUACGAUGGAGAGUAUUUUCAUAGUAAUCAAACUAAAACCAUCCAUCCUAUUGUCAUUUUUACUGAUGGCAGUAUCGAAGGGCAAGACAUUAUCUUUAAGCCAACCAUAACUGAGAUUAUCGAGAAAAUUAAUAUUAUCAUCAAUAUGAUGUUAGAUAGUAUUAAAGGGAUACCAAGAGUUGAAUAUCAGUUAUUUUACCUAGAAGACGAUAAUCAAGACAUUCGUUGUAUCGAAGUUCUACGAAGUGAAGAAGAAUUAGUCCUAAUGGCCAAGCAAAGGAUAGAAGAAGUUAUUCGAAAUAAUUUGCACGGUCCAGUAAGAUAUCGAUCUGUCUAUCAACCAUAUAAUUACUUAUUGACUAAAAAAGCCAUUGAAGAUUGUGAAAUAUUUGUACAAGAAGACCAUUCACUCGAAGAAUACGUUGCUAAAAUUGAAAAAUUUCAAGACAUGAUCACAGAAAUUGGCUCAUUACCAGUUUUAGUACCGAUGCAUUUGUUCACUUUAAAUUGCGAUGGAGCGAAUAGAUUUUUGAUCAAUCAAGCGCGUAUGUUAAUUAAUACACUGGUGCAAAAUAUUGUGGAUAAAAGUCGGAAAUUUAAUCGAAAGAUAUGCAAUGACUACAACGAUAUCGUGGCUAGAAUGACUAUGAUACCAAAUAAUACUGAAGAAUUGGUCAAAUUGUCCAAUUAUACAGAUGGUUUACGUGGAGGGGCUUUACUGAAGCUUUUGGAUAAAAUUAACAUUGCUGCGGAUAAUGUUCUCUUCUUGAUGGAUUUUGCUAUUUUGCCCGAUGAAGAUAUCCAAUUGAAUAACAUUACCUUUACUUGGCCUGCCCGCAUAUUGCCGAUGAUUAGUGCCAACGAAUUACAGAUCAACGCUCGUCAUGAUCAAGCCGUUGCUCAUUUAAAUCAGUGGCUAAAAAGAUUCGAUUAUAAUACUAAGGAAUUGAUGAAAGAUGUCCAAUCAUUCGAACCGAAGGAAAGAUUGGCAGAGUCUGAGACUUAUCAUUACGAAUUAAAUGAAAUCCAAGAGAAACUUGAAGAAUUAUUCGAAGAGAAACAACAAAUUAAUAGAGAAGAAGAAUUAUUAGGAUGUGAAGUAAAAUCUACAUUUCCUAUUCUACAAGAAAUUGUCAGUAAGAAAGAUCCAUUUGACAAGUUAUGGAAAACUGUUGUGACUUAUAAUAAUAAUGCUAAAAACUGGAUGAAUGGAUCCAUGCUGAAACUAAAUGCCGAACAGUUGGAAGAACAGGUAAUGGAUUUAUGGAGGACCAGUUAUCGAUUAACGAAAGAAUUCCUACGUCAAGAUCUGCCUGGACCUUUGCGAGCAACAACUAGUAUUAAGGGUAAACUGGAUAAAUUUAAAAUCUAUAUGCCGCUAAUUCGCGCUCUUUGCAAUCCCGGAUUAAAAGAUCGGCAUUGGCAAGCAAUGAGUGAAGUUGUUGGACAAGAUAUAACGCCGAAUGACAAGACUUCCUUAAGUGAUAUGUUUAGUUUGGGAUUGGACAAAUAUGUUGAUCGCUUAACAGAGAUUAGUGUAAUUGCCAGUAGAGAAUAUGCACUAGAAAAGGCUCUGGAUAAGAUGUCUCAAGAUUGGGAAACUAUUCAUUUUACCUUUGUGCCAUAUCGAGAUACUGAAUUAAAUAUUUUAUCAUCCUUUGAUGAUAUUCAGAUUCUCCUGGAUGAUCAAAUUGUUAAGACUGUCACUAUGAAAAUGUCACCAGUAAUCGGACCAUUUGCAGGACAAGUUGAAGCAUGGGAGAAGAAAUUGAGGAGGACACAGAACAUUUUAGAUGCCUGGCUUAGGGUUCAAUCAUCUUGGAUGUAUCUUGAACCUAUCUUUAGUUCUAAAGAUAUCUGCCAGCAAAUGCCAAAGGAAGGAAUGAAGUUUAAGGCAGUAGACAGACAAUGGAAAUCCAUGAUGGAAACAAGCAUAGUUGAUACUAAAGCGAUGAUUGUUGUUUCACAACCCAAUAUGUUAGAAGAUUUGCAGGCUUCAGAGGCUUUACUGGAAGAAAUUCAGGUGGGAUUGAAUCGAUACUUGGAAGAGAAAAGACUAUUUUUCCCACGAUUCUUCUUCCUAUCCAACGAUGAAUUGCUGGAAAUUCUAUCGGAGACGAAAGACCCAUUAAGAGUACAACCACACUUGAAAAAGAUCUUUGAAGGAAUAGCUAAAUUGAAUUUUACAGAAGACACAACUAUUGUCGCGAUGAUUUCAGCUCAAGAUGAAAUUAUUGAGUUAGUUCACCAAAUAUUUCCUAAUGAUGCAAAAGGCAUGGUUGAAAAGUGGCUUCAACAAGUGGAAUUUGCUAUGAAGAAAAGUAUUAGACAAGAGAUAGAAGAUUCUUUAGCAGAUUAUUUAGAUUCUUCUCGUAAAGAAUGGAUCCUAUUAUGGCCUGGCCAAGUUGUGCUAGCUUGUAGCCAAAUAUUUUGGACCGCUGAAGUCUCGCAGGCGAUUGAAGAUAACACAAUCGAACACUAUUUGCGAAAAUGUACCAACCAAAUUAAUGACAGCGUGGAAUUAGUUCGCGGAGAACUGACAGCUAUGUCACGUACAACUUUAGGAGCCUUAAUUGUUGUUGAUGUUCACGCCCGGGAUGUGGUAGCCAAAUUGAAAGACAUGAAAGUAUCGUCAAUACGUGACUUCCACUGGAUUAGCCAAAUGAGAUAUUAUUGGGAGGAGGAGAAUGUGGUUAUAAGAAUGAUUAACACGACUAUUCCUUAUGGAUAUGAAUAUUUAGGAAAUACCGGACGAUUGGUCAUAACUCCCUUAACUGAUCGAUGCUACAGAACUUUAAUGGGCGCUUUAUCUCUUAAUCUUGGUGGUGCUCCUGAAGGGCCUGCAGGAACUGGUAAAACAGAAACAUGUAAAGAUUUAGCCAAAGCUAUUGCCAAACAGUGUGUCGUAUUUAAUUGCUCUGAUGGUCUUGAUUACAAAGCCAUGGGAAAAUUCUUUAAAGGUUUAGCGCAAGCUGGUGCUUGGGCUUGUUUCGAUGAAUUUAAUCGAAUUGAAUUAGAAGUACUCUCUGUUGUUGCCCAGCAAAUACAAAGUAUUCAGCGUGCGAUCUCUGAACAAGUCCAGACAUUUGUCUUCGAAGGAACGAAGCUAAAACUAGAUCCGUCUUGUACAAUCUUUAUUACUAUGAAUCCUGGAUAUGCUGGACGAGCUGAAUUACCAGAUAAUUUAAAGGUAUUAUUCCGUACUGUGGCUAUGAUGAUCCCAGAUUAUGCUAUGAUAGGAGAAAUUGUUCUAUAUUCAAUGGGAUUUGUAGACGCAAGAAAUUUAUCCACCAAAAUUGUGGCAACCUAUCGUUUAUGCUCUGAACAGCUUUCUUCUCAGCAUCAUUAUGAUUACGGUAUGAGAGCCGUUAAAAGUGUACUGCUUGCUGCUGGCAAUUUAAAAUUGAAACAUCCUCAAGAAUCAGAGGAUAAGUUACUGCUUCGAUCUCUUAUGGAAGUUAAUUUACCGAAGUUUUUAGUGCCAGAUAUAGUAUUGUUUGAAGGAAUUAUUAGCGAUCUUUUUCCUGGAGUCAUCUUGCAAAAUAAGGAUUAUGGUGAUCUACAAGCAGCUUUACAUGACAGUAUAAAGGAACAAAAAUUGCAGUCUAACCCUUGGUUUAUAAGAAAAAUUGUUCAAAUCUACGAGAUGAUGCUGGUAAGACAUGGAUUUAUGAUCGUAGGAGAUGCCUUAGGUGGUAAAACAUCUGCCAUUCGAGUAUUAGCACAAGCUCUGACUAAACUGUAUAACACAAAAAGUUCCUUUAAGGAGAAUGCUGUUCAAUAUCAAAUCAUAAAUCCUAAAGCAGUUACUAUGCAACAAUUAUAUGGUAGCUUUGAUCCUGUGUCCCACGAAUGGUCUGAUGGGGUACUAGCAAAGGUCUUUAGAGAACAGGCAGCUUCACUGACAGAAGACAGAAAAUGGUGCAUAUUCGAUGGACCUGUUGACGCUGUAUGGAUCGAAAAUCUUAAUACCGUGUUAGACGACAACAAAAAGCUUUGUCUGAUGAGUGGUGAAAUUAUCCAAAUGAGUCAACGGCAAAAUAUGAUAUUUGAACCUGCUAAUCUUGAACAAGCAUCACCAGCAACUGUUAGUCGAUGUGGUAUGAUCUAUAUGGAGCCUUCGCAGUUAGCUCCUGCAACUCUGGUGAAAUCAUGGAUUGAGAAUUGUUUACCUAAAACCUUAACUGAGCCUCAAGUCAAAACUGUUGAGAACAUGUUUAGUUGGUUAUUACCACCAUGUCUGGAUUACGUGCAGAAUUGUCGACAAUUUGUUAAGGUUUCAUCAAUGCAUUUGACCAUGUCUAUGCUUCAGCUCUAUGACUGUCUGGUUGAAGAAUUAAGACACGAACCUCCAAAAAAAGAUGAAUUAGAAGAAAUUAUUGAAGAAGAACAGGAAUCGAGAGAAAAUGAUGGCGUAUCUCCUACGCCCUCCAAUAUUAAUCCUUUAACUCUUGAAUCAGAUAAUAUUAAUGAGGACGGCAGACCCGAUAAUGUAGUUCGUGCAUGGUUGCAAGCUUUAUUCCAGUUCGCUUUAGUAUGGAGCCUCGGAGCGGUUAUUGAAGGAGAUAGCCGUGCAAAGUUUGAUGAAUGGUUUAAACCAUUAGCUGCUGGGACUAACAAAAACUUUCCAUUACCAAAAGAUUUGAAGAUGCCGAAAAACAUUCAAUAUCCAAACCGCGGCUCUAUUUACGAAUAUGUAUACUUAAAAUCUGAUGUUGGUGGAAUGUGGAAGAAAUGGGAACAUACCCGUGAAAAUAUUCCUAUUCCAGCAACAGCCAAUAUUCAUGAAAUUAUUGUUCCAACAAUGGAAACGAUUCGACAGGAAUUCUUCUUAAAUGAAUUCAUAAAGAAAGAAAAAUCUUUAAUGUUUAUCGGCCCUACCGGUACGGGCAAAACGGCAGUAGUUAUUAACCAUUUAAUUAACUUACCCAAGGAGAGGCGACGACGAGGUGUUUAUGGACCAACUCUAAGUAGGAAAAUGGUCGUUUUUGUCGAUGAUGUUAACAUGCCAAUGAAAGAAAAAUAUGGUGCACAGCCACCAAUAGAGUUACUUAGACAGCUUUUAGAUCAUAAGUAUUGGUUUGAUAGGAAAGAUAAUAGUAUCUUAACACCAGUGGAUUGGAUUGUAUUGGCAGCUAUGGGUCCCCCUGGUGGAGGUCGAAACAUGGUUUCAUCUCGCUUUCUACGCCAUUUUAAUAUUAUCGGAAUUGAUUCAUAUGAUGAAAUAUCAAUGCGGAGCAUUUUUCAAGCAGUAACCGAUUGGCAUUUCAACAGAGGCUUUGAAAAUAGUUUGAAAAAAUUUUCAAGGAUUGUUGUUCAUGCUACACAAAUGAUUUACCAUCUCGCUGUAUCCCACUUUCUGCCAACGCCUUCCAAGUCUCAUUAUGUUUUCAAUUUGCGCGAUUUCGCUCGCGUAAUUCAUGGAUUUCUCCUUCUAAAACCUGAAGCAUUAAAUAACUGUAGCAACCCAGCAUCGAAAAUUGUUCGUUUGUGGGUUCAUGAAGUUUAUCGCGUAUUUUAUGAUCGUUUAGUCGAUGAUAAAGAUCGUAAAUGUUUCUUCGAGCUCGUUGAGAAAUGUGUUGGAAUGCAAUUUAAACUCAAAUUUAAAGAAAUAUUUUCUCAUCUAAUUGAUAAUGGCUCUGAAUUUACUGAUGAAACUCUACGAAAAUUGUAUUUUGGUGACUAUGUUGAUGGUGGCCAAAGAGGAUACGAUGAAGUAACCGACUUUUCCGAAUUGAAGGAGACUAUGGGCCGCUUUCUGAACGAUUACAAUUCGGAGAGUAAAGCGCCCAUGGAUUUAGUUUUAUUUGGAUUCGCUAUUGAACACAUAUCGAGAGUCAGCAGGAUACUUCUACAGCCGAAAGGCCAUGCUCUGCUCGUCGGAAUUGAUGGUUGUGGUCGGCGAAGUGUGACUAGAUUGGCGGCUUUUAUCGCUUCCCAUCAAGUUUUUCAAAUAGAAGUUACGCGAAAUUAUUCAUUUCACGACUGGAGGGAUGAUAUCCGUAAAAUGUUACAGGAUGCAGCAAAAGCGGAAGAAUCUUACUUAGAAGAUAUUAAUACAUUACUGAAUACGGCUGAUAUCCCCAAUCUCUACGAUGCAGAAGAACGAGCUGAAAUUAUAGAUAAGAUGCAGAAAGUAGCGCAAGAACGCGGCGUUAAGGUUGAAGUAGCCACUCAGUCCUCUAUGUAUAAUUUAUUUAUUGAGCGUAUUCGUCAAAAUUUACAUAUUGUGAUCGCAAUGAGUCCUAUCGGCGAUACAUUCCGAAAUCGACUGAGGAUGUUUCCAUCUUUAAUAAACUGUUGUACCAUAAAUUGGUUUCAAGUAUGGCCUGAAGAUGCUUUGGAAAUGGUAGCUAAUUAUUAUUUAGAUGAUGUAGAAAUGGAUUCUAGGAUCCGAACGGAAAGUGUUAGCUUGUGUAAAUACUUUCAUGAAAGCAUUCGGGCUUUAUCGAAUAGAUACGAGGAAUCAUUGGGACGACAUAAUUAUGUCACACCGACAUCCUAUCUAGAUUUAAUACGAUUAUUUAAGACCCUUUUAGCCAGGAAAAGAUUAGAUAUCCUUACAUUAAAAAACCGUUAUUUGACUGGCUUGCAGAAACUUGACUUUGCUUCAUCUCAGAUAUCAGUAAUGCAAACUGAAUUGACCAACUUGAGGCCUGAGCUAAUUUAUACUAGUGAGGAGACGGAAAAACUGAUCGAUUAUAUAAAGGAAGAAAAGAUAACAGUAGAUGGAAAAAGAAAAGUUGUAGAAGCCGAAGAAGCGGUAGCUAAUAAAGCGGCUAUGGAAGCACAAGCUAUUAAGCAAGAUUGUGAGGAAAAACUUGCCGUAGCUUUGCCAGCGCUUAAUGCUGCUAUUUCAGCAUUAGAUACGUUAAAACAAUCAGAUAUCAGCACCAUCAAAUCUAUGCAAAAUCCACCAAAUGGUGUUAAACUUGUCAUGGAAGCUGUUUGUAUUAUGAAAGGAGUGAAAUGCGAAAGACGCCCAGACCCAGCUCAGAACAACAAGCUAGCAGAUGAUUGGUGGUAUACAUCUAAAAAAGUGAUGGGAGACUUAAAGUUUUUAGAUUCUUUGAAAGAGUUUGAUAAAGAUAAUAUUUCAGCUAAGAUUAUACAGAAGAUACGAAAUAAUUAUAUUAAUAAUCCAGAUUUCAAUCCAGAUGCUAUCAAAAAUGCAUCGACAGCCGCAGAAGGCAUGUGUCGUUGGGUUCGAGCAAUGGAAAUUUAUGAUCGUGUAGCUAAAGUAGUUGCUCCCAAGAGAGCGCGUUUAGCAUCUGCCGAGAAAGAAUUAGAAACUCAAAUGGUACAGCUAGAACAUAAGCGAGAAGAACUAAAAGUUGUUGUCGAUAAAUUGGAUUUACUGAACGACAAUUUUGAGGCAAAGAUAAAUAAAAAACAGGAUUUAGAAGACAGUAUUAAAAUGACUGGAGAGAAAUUAGUUCGAGCAGAAAAAUUAAUUAGUGGAUUAGGAGGUGAAAAAGAGAGAUGGGAACGAUGUGCCAAAGAACUUGGCUAUAAUUACUUCAAUAUAGUUGGCGAUGUAUUACUUUCCUCCGCUAUUAUUGCUUAUUUAGGCCCUUUCACGGUGCAUUUCCGCCAGGAGUGUCUUCAAACCUGGAUUGACUUAGUACGAGGUAGAGAUAUUCCGCUCUCGCGGCCAUUCUCGUUAGAAAAAGCCGUAGGAGAUCCAGUAAAAAUUCAAACUUGGCAUUUAACCGGGCUACCAGUAGACAGUUUCUCCAUCGAGAACGCUCUGAUUGUUAUGAACACACAAAGGUGGCCACUUAUGAUUGAUCCUCAAAAUCAAGCCAAUAAAUGGAUUAAAAAUCUAGAGAAACCAAAUAAUUUGCAUGUAAUUAAGUUGACGGAUUCCAAUUACAUGAGGACAUUACAAAAUUGUAUACAGUUUGGUACACCAAUUUUAUUAGAAAAUGUUGGUGAAGAACUGGAUCCAGCAUUAGAACCUCUUUUACUGAAGCUAACAUUCAAGCAGGCAUGUGCUCUAAUCUUAGUCUUGUUUAAUAAAUUAUACCUCAAUUUUCCUAAUAACAUUGACUAUAUCCGUUUAGGCGACAGUAUCAUUGAGUAUUCGCAAGAUUUUCGAUUUUAUAUAACAUCAUGCCUAAGAAAUCCACACUAUCUACCAGAAGUUGCUAUAAGGGUAAAUGUAUUAAAUUUUGUAAUUACUGCGCCUGGGUUGGAAGACCAGAUGCUAAGCAUAGUGACUGCUAAAGAAAAGCCAGUGCUAGAAGAAAAGAAAAAUGCAUUGAUUGAAGAAAGUGCUAAAAAUCGUAAACAGCUGAAAGAUAUCGAAGAUAAGAUAUUAGAAGUACUUUCGUCUUCCGAAGGAAAUAUCUUAGAAGAUGAAACUGGAGUUGAGAUCCUGUCAUCGAGUCGAGUGCUAGCUAGAGAAAUCGCUGAUAAAGAGGAAAUUACAAGUAGAACUGAAAAGGAAAUUGAUGAAGCGCGUGAAUACUUAAGACCUGUGGCUAACCACUCUGCAGUACUAUUUUUUAUUAUAUCUGACUUAGCCAACAUUGAACCCACGUAUCAAUACUCUUUAACUUGGUUUAUAAACUUAUUUAUCAGGUCUAUCCGGGACAGUCAGGGAUCAGAUGAACUAAACGAACGAAUAUCAGCAUUAAAUAAACAUUUUACAUAUAGCAACGCUUUCAACGAGGGCCAGUGGCGAUAUUUAUUGACCGGCAAUAUUUCAAUUAAUAAUCCCUAUAAAAACCCAGCAUCCGAUUGGCUGGCAGAGAAAUCAUGGUCAGACAUUGUAGGCUGCAACAACUUAUCCAACUUUGAUGGAUUUGUUGAACACUUUGAAGCCAAUACGCCAGCAUGGGAGAGCUAUUACAAUUCAAAGGAGCCUCAGUCAGAGCCAUUGCCCGAACCCUGGAAUGAAAAACUAUCAGAAUUUGAAAAACUAAUUGUACUAAGAUGCUUUAGAAAAGACAAAGUACCUCAUGCCAUUCGGGAAUAUAUUAUUAAUCACCUCGGCAAAGAAUAUGUUGAACCACCAGCAUUUGAUUUAACUAGAAGUUUCUUAGAAUCAAGUCAUAUUGUUCCUCUCAUAUUUGUUCUGUCACCUGGUGCAGAUCCAUUAAGUUUAUUACUAAAAUUUGCAGACGAUUCAGGACCGGGCAGAAAAAAUUGUCAGAGUAUUUCUCUAGGACAGGGUCAAGGUCCUGUUGCAACCUCCUUAAUUCAAAAGGCAAUGAAAGACGGUAAAUGGGUUGUUUUACAAAACUGUCAUUUAGCAGUUUCAUGGUUACCAACACUAGAGAAAAUCUGUGAGGAGGAAAUUGUAGCCGAUAAAGCUCAUGCAAACUUUAGAUUAUGGCUAACUAGUUACCCUUCUGAACACUUUCCCGUUCCAAUCCUACAACGCUGUGUUAAAAUGACUAAUGAAAUUCCAAAAGGCUUAAAAUCAAAUCUGUUUCGAUCUUACACAACGGAUCCAAUUUCAAAUCAGCAAUUUUUCAAUGGCUGUGACAAGACAAAGGAAUGGAGAAAAUUAUUAUUUGGACUAUGCUUUUUCCAUGCAUUGGUACAAGAACGACGAUCAUUCGGUCCUUUAGGAUGGAAUAUUCCGUAUGAGUUCAAUGAUUCUGACCUACACAUUAGUGUUAGACAAGCGCAGAAUUUCCUAAAUGAAUAUGAAGUUGUUCCACUGGACGCUUUAACCUACGUUAUUGGUCAAUGCAAUUAUGGUGGUCGAGUUACUGAUGAUUGGGAUCGCCGUUUAUUACUAAGUUUACUAUCGAGGUUCUUUAAUCAUCAACUUCUAGAGGAUGAGCAAUACAAAUUUUGCAAUAACGAAAUGUAUUAUUCUCCUGCAGAUAAUGAUUACAACCAUUACAUUGACUACAUCAAAUCGCUACCACUUACAGCUCAUCCAGAGGCAUACGGAUUACACGAAAAUGCCGAUAUAACACGAGAGCUAAAAGAUACACAAGAGUUAUUCACUGGUGUUUUAGCUACACAACCACGUGAGGUGGCUAAUAAAGGAAAAUCACCGCAAGAUACUGUUUAUGAUAUGUGCUCCGAUAUAUUGUCAAAUAUGUCCGAUGAAUUUUCCGUUAAAGAUAUAACGGGUCAAAUCAUAAUGUCCGCUGAAUUAGAGAGUGCAUUUGAUUGCUUAUUAGCUGGCAAGGUUCCAAAUGCUUGGAUGAAAAAAUCUUAUCCAUCUUUGAAACCAUUAGGCGGAUACAUACUAGAUUUAUUUGCUAGAUUACAAUUCUUUCAGGAAUGGGUAGCUAAUGGACAUCCUACCGUUUACUGGUUAUCAGGAUUCUACUUUACGCAGUCAUUUUUAACCGGCAUACUUCAGAAUCAUUCGCGAAAGGCAAAAAUUCCGAUAGAUUUACUAAGUUUCGACUUUCAGGUUCUUGACAAUAAAUUUGAAGCUAAAUCUAAGCCGGUGGAUGGAGUCUAUGUCUACGGAUUAUAUUUGGAGGGGGCAAGAUGGAAUAACGCUGAUAAGAUUUGGAUGAAACCGAAACUGAAAAAUUCCAUUGAUGUUAAUGGUAGAUACGAGUGCCCAGUCUAUAAGACAAGUGCAAGAAGAGGCAUUUUGUCUACAACUGGUCAUUCAACAAACUAUGUGCUAGCCAUUUACAUGCAAUCGGAUAAGCCACCUAGUCACUGGAUUGACCGCGGUGUAGCUUUACUGUGUCAAUUAGACGAUUAA